Messenger RNA from Pecten maximus, 2487 nucleotides. Its product is annotated as tripartite motif-containing protein 2-like. The record is from RefSeq and is a predicted model, not a curated record. NCBI's taxonomy places the organism in Eukaryota, Metazoa, Mollusca, Bivalvia, Pectinida, Pectinidae. Gene Ontology annotation, molecular function: ubiquitin protein ligase activity; translation repressor activity; protein binding. Gene Ontology annotation, biological process: proteasome-mediated ubiquitin-dependent protein catabolic process; protein polyubiquitination; negative regulation of translation. The transcript is spliced from 2 exons. The coding region runs from base 38 to 1384 and encodes 448 amino acids.
CCGCGAUGUAAAUAAUAGAAAGUGUCAGUGAAAGGACAUGGCGAGUAUCAGGGUUGCUCGAGAGAUUCAGGAUACCUUCCUGACAUGUGCAAUAUGUUUUCAAACGUUCAGCAAACCCAAGGCCUUACCAUGCCUUCACACAUUCUGUGAGGGUUGCCUACGUGAUUAUAUUGUGAGUCGAUAUGAGAAUACGGGACAGUUCCCAUGUCCUGUAUGCCGACAGGUUAUUUAUACCCCUUACAAUGGCGUGGUCGACUUCCCAGACAACCAUUUCAUCAAGAGUCUUCAAGACACGGUGGAGGAUGGCGGUGAACUCAAACAUUUUGCGGAAUCUACCGAGGUCACAGAGGCGGACUUCCCAGCAGAUACACCAAAUUCCGUUAAAGAACCUCUCUUGGGUGGUACUAACCACCAUAUGUCUUAUGGAAAGAAACGUCAGGCCGAAUACAUGAAAAGUUUCGGAGGUUUUGGAAUGGAAGCGGAACAGUUUGUUCAGAUCUCGGGAUUGGCAUUAUCUACUCUCACUGACGACAUACUUGUAGCAGAUUGUAGUUUGAAUAAGGUUCUUGUGUAUUCCAUAAACGGGGAUUACCGUGGCGGGUUUGUAUGUGACUGUUCUAUACGGGACAUAUCAGUCACGCGAUCUGGUUCCAUACUCGCGUCAGUAAGUAGGGCGGGCUCUGCAAUAUUACGAGAGUAUGGGUUUGACGGAAGGCUAAUGGCAUCCUACGGGUCGUACCACAAGUACGAGAACCCUUUCGGUGUAAAAGUGGCAAGAACAGGUAAAGUACUAAUAACUAGUUUACAGUUCAAUACACUCAACGUCUUUACAGAUAGAAAACGGCCAUCUAUCAAAUUCGGCUCACGAGGAAAAGGGCCAAACCAUUUCCUGCUACCCUAUUACGUAACGGUUAACGGCCGGGACGACAUCAUCGUAUCAGACAGCGGGAAUCAUCGGAUCAAAGUUCAUAAAAAUGACGGAACGAUCAUUUAUUGUUUUGGGACACAAGGAUCCAAAGAUGGCGAACUUUUUUACCCAAUGGGUGUUUGUACAGAUAUCAACGACAAUAUAUAUGUUGCUGAUGCGAAUAACUUCCGCGUUCAAAUGUUCUCACGGGAGGGUCAGUACUUGGCGACCCCUGUCGCCAAUACCUACAAUUUAGGUGUUGAUGUUAAGCCUAUCAAUGUGCUCUGUGUGAAAGACAAACUCUUCGUGAGUUUACGUGGUACGAAGUUUGCCGAGGUACAUAUAUAUCAUUGGAAUGCAUCGGGAUAUAAAGCACCUGCCAAGAAAAAGAAGAAGUCGGUAUUUGCAUCUUGUUGUGGAUGUCUUGAUGAUGACACGCCACCUUAUCACGACAAAUAUGGCAGUAGUUGGGCAUAGUCUAUGUUUGUACCGGAGCACUUUCAGAGAUUGGGCCUGCAAUGUCAUGGAAAUGUUUACCACUGUGUAUCUGUGGUAUAAUACUUGUAUACAUUCCUUCUAUUUUGUUGUUAUCUACUGAUGGACAUAAACAUUGUUCAUUAUCAAUGUUCACAAAUAAUUAUUCUGACAUUUUAUAGACAAAGUGAUUAUUUAGUACAGUGUGAUGAAACCAUUUCAAAUAUAUUUAUGAAACUGUGAUAUCCGACAAAAUUGCAGCUCACAUGUUAUUUUCGAUUUCCAAAGAGAAAUCCGAGUGAUUUUUGUGUAUGAAAUAGACUUUAUUCCAGUGGUCCAGCUGUUCACUAAUUGGAAUACUUCCGCGGGACUUUGUUCCAGUGGUCCAGCUCUUCACUCAUUGGAACACUUCCUCGGGACUUGAUGGGAACACUUCCCCGGGACGUUAUGGGAACACUUCCCCGGAAGUUCUUCCAUCCUUUACCGUCAGGUAGUUCCCUGAUGUAACUUUAGUAGGUGGGACAUUAAACUUGUAAACAAGUAUGACAUGUUUAUCAUUGCAUCAUUUCAUCUUCAAAUCAAUGUAAUGCUCAGGAUAUACCUGAUUUCCAAACCCACAGAAUAAGAUUUGAUGAAAUACUUGAUUAUGUUCGUACUACCCUACAGGUGACAGAGUUGACUUGUCUUACUUACCUGCACCUGUGAUCUCCUUGGUGUAAUAUAAAAGGAAUCGGAAGGUAAAACGGACAUGCUCUUGUUUGGGUGUAUAUUAGUAGCUCCCUAGCUGUGAUAAUUCAGGCCAAGAUUUCUUCGACAUCCCUUAAACUAAGGAAAUGAACUUAUUUUUUGUCGAAAAGAAAACAUUAGAGAGUUCCAUAACUAAGGAGUUUUCCUUAAAUUCGAUAAUUUGCUCCAAUCAAAAACAGGUAAAGGAAUUUUCUUAAGUGAAGGAGCGUUAAUGAAGCCAGGACUAGGUUGAUGAUCCGAUCAAAUGGUUCAUUGCGACAUUUGGUCUAGUCUUCAAUGUCGAUGGUCAUGGAAAAUUCUAACUAAAAGACAAUUGCAACUUCCGAUUGAUUAACGGACAUAGAAUAGAUGUAUACAUA